Messenger RNA from Erinaceus europaeus (western European hedgehog), 868 nucleotides. RefSeq names its product ring finger protein 212 (gene RNF212). Gene Ontology annotation, cellular component: synaptonemal complex. The transcript is spliced from 10 exons. Gene Ontology annotation, biological process: homologous chromosome pairing at meiosis; protein sumoylation; reciprocal meiotic recombination. The record is from RefSeq and is a predicted model, not a curated record. Gene Ontology annotation, molecular function: SUMO transferase activity. NCBI's taxonomy places the organism in Eukaryota, Metazoa, Chordata, Mammalia, Eulipotyphla, Erinaceidae. The coding region runs from base 79 to 711 and encodes 210 amino acids.
UGGCGCCUUGCGCAGGCGCAGUCCAGGCUCUGACUGUGCGCAGGCGCAGUGCGCCUCAGUGGCCUCGUGCGCAGCAGCAUGGCCUGCUGGGUCUUCUGUAACCGCUGCUUCCAGCCACCGCGCACCACGUCGUGCUUCAGCCUGACCAACUGCGGUCAUGUGUUCUGCGACACCUGCCUGGGCAAGGGUCAAGGGAGAAAGGACGAGUGUUUGAUCUGCAGGGCACCCUGUCACUUGGUCUUACUCUCCAGGCAGACGGGCUCGGACAUCCAGGCUCUGUUCACCCGUGUGGACGGGCUGUGCGCCAGGUACUCCCGCGAGCUCUCCCAGAUCUCGGGAUUUCAGGAGAAGCACCGCAAGAGGCUGCUGGCCUUCUACCGGGAGUCGAUCCGCAGGCUGGAGGACUCGCUGAGGACGGUCACUGUGCAGAUCCAGAGGAUGCAGGGCACCAGGUCGGCUCAGCUGUGGGCUCUCGGCGGCGUGAAGAGUGCAGCCUCCGAGACCACACUGGCUCCCAGCCACACCCAGGCCUGGGCACUGCGCCUCGCUGGCCUGCUGACCAAGAGGGGCGCGUGGACGUGGAGGCAGCCCCACCCCUGCCCAGGAAGCCUGAGGUGGCCACCGGGCCUGCCAGGAUCUCCCUCAUCAGCCCUCCCCAGGACGGACGCAUGGGCAGUGUGUCCCACCACUGCACACCGGGCCCCCACCUGACACCUGCCUACGCCGGCCUGCCCCAGCUCCUCAGGCCGCUGACACCACAGCUGCUCGGCCAGGGGCGGCCCCGCACGCCUGCACUGCAGAUGCCAGUCUGGGGGGUCAGGGGGGACAUGCCCACCCCUAGUCCACUCUGCCAGACCAGUGCCCAGGC